GCCCGCCCAGUGCCUCUUGUCUGGCUGCUGCCGGGAGCUGACCACCUUCAGGGCUGGAAUCCUGUGCUCCCUCUGUGCCCAGAGCUCGCCAUGUCGGCCAAUGUCUCGAUGAAGCCUCUCUGCCCCAUCCUGGAGCAGAUGAGCCGCCUCCAAAGCCACAGCAACUCCAGCAUCCGCUAUAUUGACUACGCAUCUGUGGUGCUGCACGGGCUGGCCUCGCUGCUGGGCCUCCUGGAGAAUGGACUCAUCCUCUUCGUGGUGGGCUGCCGCAUGCGACAGACUGUGGUCACCACCUGGGUGCUGAACCUGGCGCUCUCCGACCUGCUGGCCUCCGCCUCCCUGCCCUUCUUCACCUAUUUCCUGGCCGUGGGCCACUCCUGGGAGCUGGGCACCACCUUCUGCAAACUGCACUCCUCCAUCUUCUUCCUCAACAUGUUCGCCAGCGGCUUCCUGCUCAGCGCCAUCAGCCUGGACCGCUGCCUGCAGGUGGUGCGGCCCGUGUGGGCGCAGAACCACCGCACUGUGGCCGCGGCCCAUAAGGUCUGCCUGGUGCUCUGGGCCCUGGCCGUGCUCAACACCGUGCCCUACUUCGUGUUCCGGGACACCAUCCCGCGCCUGGACGGGCGCAUCAUGUGCUACUACAACGUGCUGAUCCUAAACCCCGGGCCUGACCGCGACGCCACGUGCAACUCGCGCCAGGCGGCCCUGGCCGUCAGCAAGUUCCUGCUGGCCUUCCUGGUGCCCCUGGCCAUCAUCGCCUCGAGCCACGCGGCCGUGAGCAUACAGCUGCGCCACCGCGGCCGCCGGCGGCCCGGCCGCUUCGUGCGCCUGGUGGCGGCCGUGGUGGCGGCCUUCGCGCUCUGCUGGGGGCCCUACCACGUCUUCAGCCUGCUGGAGGCGCGGGCGCACGGCGACAAGGCGCUGCGGCCGCUCGUGUGGCGCGGGCUGCCCUUCGUCAGCAGCCUGGCCUUCUUCAACAGCGUGGUCAACCCGCUGCUCUACGUGUUCACCUGCCCCGACGUGCUGCACAAGCUGCGGCGCUCGCUGCGCAGCGUGCUGGAGAGCGUGCUGGUGGACGAGAGUGAGCUCGGCGGCCUGGGCAGCAGCAGCCGCCGCCGCCGCACCUCCUCCACCGCCAACUCCGCCUCCUCCGUGCCGCUCGCCGGCCGCGGUUUGUCUCCGGCCCGGUCCGCGCGCCUGCUUGGCUGGCUGCGGGGAAGCCGCGCUACGUCCCCGCAGAGGGGCCAGGCCCGCUCCCAGGACAAGAGGGGCCCCCUGAACCGGGCCUGA
Molecule: messenger RNA, 1290 nt
Organism: Diceros bicornis minor
Lineage: Eukaryota; Metazoa; Chordata; Mammalia; Perissodactyla; Rhinocerotidae
Gene: PTGDR2
Product: prostaglandin D2 receptor 2
Exons: 2
Coding region: 91-1290 (399 amino acids)
Biological process (GO): complement receptor mediated signaling pathway; positive regulation of cytosolic calcium ion concentration; inflammatory response
Cellular component (GO): plasma membrane
Molecular function (GO): complement receptor activity; G protein-coupled receptor activity
Source: RefSeq, a predicted model, not a curated record